GGGAAGUUGUCUACUUGAUUUCGAGGAAACAAAAGGUUCAGACUCAGAUUGGCAAUAAACACUAUGCUUUGCGUUCGUUUGCAACCAUAAAACUGUGUAAUUUCGAGGUUGUCAUACGCUUAUUCGAAUGUCGAAUGCCAAAUCGCGCUUGGCGUUUUUUCCCCCACUGUGACGCUUCUUGUUUUGAUCGUAACAAACCUAUCGAACAGCCGUUGGUGUGUCAAAACAAGAUUUUCCAACGUUCAAACCGUGUUGUAACAAAAGCGAACAUCUCGAAAAAUCACUUUUAGAGUUUUUCGUCUCAUUCAUUUUGGACGGGGCAGAGAGGUUGCGUCAUGCCUCAACUUGUUGACAUUCUUUUGUUUACAGUGCAGACUCGACAGCCUCUGCGUUUCUGCUGCUCCUUUUGGGGAGCGGGGGAAACACUAGGCCUUGCUCCCACAAAUCCUCUCUGGAGAUAUAUUUUUUAAACACUUUUGAUGAAUGAACUCAGAUUAAUCACCACAAUCAAACAACAGCGUAACACAUGAAGUCGGAGCGCGGCUCUGCCCUGUUUGUCAAAUCUUGCAGCGCCUGAAGGCUAACUUAUUCGAUCGGGUUGCCAGAACAUAAGGUUAAAAUCGGUUGUUUCUUGCGAUUUUUCUGCAUUUCCUUUUUUCCCAUACAGUCUGUUGUUUUAAAAAAAAAUCACAUUUCAUUCUUUACUUUGUACGUAAUCAAAGAUCAAAUGGCAUGAAACGCGCUUGAAAUAGGCUAAUAUGCCAUUUAUUUUCUUAGUUAUGUUUUUUCCAAUGUAAUUUGGAGCCUUCGAUCUGCUGCUAAUAAACGACAUCAAGCUAUUGAUCAUUUAUGCUACGCAGUUAUGAAUGAAUGGGUUCUGUUGCGCAUGCGCCAAGUCCUUUAAGUUUAUAAACAAGGCCUGCACGCAAUGGGUCACAUGACUAGUCUGUCACAGAGGUUUGCUAUGUUGAUCCACAGACAAAGGAUUCCCUCAAGCAAGGUUCCCCCACCUUAUUCACUAUAGUGAUGUCAGGCCAGUUGGCGUGGCAUAAUAUGAUGUAGGAAGCAAAAUAAAACCUGAUCUGGAGCCUGUGAAUAAAGAGGAAACACAGCAGAAGGCAAGAAUGGAUGACUCCUUUGAUCCGCUCAAGUGUAAUGAGGACCUGCCCUCCUCACCUGGGUGCAACAUGGAUUAUGAUGAUAUGCCAGAGCUGCAGGAGGUGGAGGAGGACCAGAGGUCUCCGGGUUUGUUUCAGGUGGGAGCAGGAGUGUCUCACCAGGAGCUCAGCAGCUCUCCCAGCACCAACUGGCUCACUGAGCUGGCCAACAUUGCCACCAGUCCUCAGAGCCCGCUCCUGAAGGAUGCUCCUCACAAGAGGUCAUCUCCUGUCCACAUCUUUGGCACCAGUAACAGUUUACAUUCCUAUGCCAGGCCACCAUUAGCCAGCAGUGCACCCAACCCCUCUAGAGGCCACCUCAGGGAGCGCAGGCGCAUCAGGGCCAGCAGUGAAUCAGAGUCUGGAGUUUUCUCCAUGUCCUCAUCAUUCUCCGAUGAUGAAGACAUGGCCUGGUCUCAUUCCUGGCCCUCCACAGCCUGGCAUUGCUUCCUGAAAGGAACUCGCCUCCGCUUCCACAAAGGACCUAAUGUGGAAUGGCAAGAUGCCGAUGACCUCGGAGAUUCUGAUGACGACUCAGAUGAUGAAACCAUGAUGCCAUCAUCCUCUCUCAAGAAUUAUGGUUUAGAGGGGCUGAAGUUGGUGAGCCAUGAAGAGACAGUGUCUUUUGGACAGGCAGUCCUCAAACUGACCUUUGACCCUGGAUCACCCGAUGAUGGUCUUUUAACGGCCGAAUGUCGACUGGAUCACCCUUUCUUUGUCAAAAACAAAGGGUGGUCCUCCUUUUAUCCGAGCCUUACCGUGGUGCACCAUGGGAUUCCUUGCUACGAGAUGCAGCUGGGUGACCUGUGUCUGCCACCAAACCACCCAGAUGCCAUUAACUGUGAUGACUCUGUCGUCUUUGAUACUUUCAGGAGUUAUGACUUCACCCCGCUGGACUCUUCAGCAGUGUAUGUUCUCAGCAGCAUGGCUCGCCAGCGCAGGACCUCCCAGUCCAGCGGGGGCGCUGUUAGCCCAGACUGUGAUAAACUGGAGCGCUCCAGCUCCCCCCAAUCCUCUAGUAGCAAAUCAAACAGGAGCCACACCUCAGGGACAGCCAGUGGUGCCACACCCACAAAAUGCAAGCGGCCAAUGAAUGCCUUCAUGCUCUUCGCUAAAAAGUACAGGGUGGAGUACACGCAGAUGUAUCCUGGGAAAGAUAACAGAGCCAUAAGUGUGAUCCUGGGUGACAAGUGGAAGAAGAUGAAGAGCGAGGAGAGGAGGAUGUACACCAUGGAGGCCAAGGCUCUGGCUGAGGAGCAGAAAAGACUGAAUCCAGACUGCUGGAAACGCAAAAGAACCAACUCAGGUUCCCAGCAGACCUAGAUAAUCCCCCAGAAUCCCCAGACUCUGCUGGUUGAUGUGGAGAAGUGCUGGGCUGAGUCUGACUGACCGCUUGAUGCCUCUUUGCUCUCCUGUUUUCUUGAGACUCAACUGUGAUGCUGAAUUCACUUGCUUCGUAUAACCUUGAAACAUUAUAGAGACAAAACAUUAAGAGAAACAACAAUUAUGAACUAUAAACAAAACAUGUAAUCUAGUAACUAACAGUGCUUAUAUUUUCUUAUAUCUUUUUAUGUCAGAGAUGUCUUAUUCCUCUGAAUAAGAAUGAAUCUGCUCAUGUAUUUCAGGUUAUUUCAUACUUCUAGGUUUGAAAAAUGAGACCCUGUGGUGCUAUGCUCAGUGUAGAAGGAGCAGUAAACAACAAGUGUCUAUUUAUAAUUGUAAAAAUGGGAAUUUUAGAUAACGUUUUUCACAACCGUUCAUAUUGAUUAUAUUUGUACAAUUCAAUAUAUUGCACAGAUUGGUAACCCUUUCAUACAUUUUGUAAUACAGUAUAUAUUCAGCAGUUGAACUUGGCCAAUAGUUUGUGAUAACUGCCUUGCCGAGGCCGUAGACUGUGCUUGCCCAACCACCUGGCCAUAUGAUGAGGAGGCUUUAUUCGUGUGGUGGUAGGUUUACAUCCAGUUACAAGGCACUUCAGGGCCGGGCCUUCACUGUAAGUGUUGCAUUUCUUUUGCACUUUAUAUAAAUAUGUAAUCUAAUCUUAUACAGCCAUUGUAUACUUGUGGAAACCAUUUGUAUAAUACGACAUGUAUCUUGAUGUUAGCUGUUUGACUCGAUCAUGGCUUAGUAGCCGUGUUUUGCUUGCAGGUUGCUAUGGAAUUUAUAGUGCUUUGUUGAUAAUGUACAGGUUCACACCCUCCACCAACCUCUUGCACAGAAUAUCCUUGUAUUAUAAAUAAAUUUUUAAACUUGCAUCUUGCAUUAUA
This is a messenger RNA of Myripristis murdjan (pinecone soldierfish), 3424 nucleotides long. RefSeq names its product HMG-box transcription factor 1 (gene hbp1). The record is from RefSeq and is a predicted model, not a curated record. Lineage: Eukaryota; Metazoa; Chordata; Actinopteri; Holocentriformes; Holocentridae. Gene Ontology annotation, cellular component: nucleus. The coding region runs from base 1125 to 2480 and encodes 451 amino acids. The transcript has 11 exons. Gene Ontology annotation, biological process: regulation of transcription by RNA polymerase II. Gene Ontology annotation, molecular function: protein binding; DNA-binding transcription factor activity, RNA polymerase II-specific; RNA polymerase II cis-regulatory region sequence-specific DNA binding.